AUCUUUUUGAUUUCAUUUCCUGAACAAAGCUGAAAAAACAGAAAAAAUGGGCUUUUGUUGUGUAGUAUUGCAGUGAUGACAGUAUAUGAUAUUAUAUAUAUAUAAACAAAAAAUUCCUCCUUUGUCACAUUCAUUUCUUUUCCCACACUUCACCUCAUUUUUCUUUUAUCAUUCUCAAAAAAAUUUUCUUAGCUUUUUUCUCUAAUGGCAGCUAACUCAGUUUCCCACUGUUUUUCUCUAAGCAUUAUAAUGUUAUUUCUUUAUCUUCAGCUUAUUCAUUGUAAUGUUACUUAUGAUAGAAAAGCAAUUGCAAUUGAUGGUCAAAAAAGAAUUCUCUUUGCAGGUUCUAUACAUUAUCCUAGAAGCACCCCCGAGAUGUGGGAAGGUCUUAUACAAAAAGCUAAAAAUGGUGGCUUGGAUGUUAUUGAUACUUAUGUCUUUUGGAACCUUCAUGAACCUUCUCCUGGCAAUUAUAAUUUUGAAGGGAGAUAUGAUUUGGUUAAGUUCAUCAAAUUGGUUAAAAAAGCUGGUUUAUAUGUUCAUCUUCGCAUUGGACCUUAUAUUUGUGGAGAAUGGAACUUUGGGGGUUUUCCUGUUUGGUUGAAAUAUGUUCCUGGAAUUAGUUUCAGAACAGAUAAUGAGCCUUUUAAGAAAGCAAUGGCAAAAUUCACUCAGAAAAUAGUUCAAAUGAUGAAGGAUGAAAACUUGUUUGAGUCUCAAGGUGGCCCCAUCAUCCUCUCUCAGAUUGAAAAUGAAUAUGAACCAGAAAGCAAGUUAUAUGGACCUGCUGGUAAAGCUUAUGUGAAAUGGGCUGCAAAAAUGGCUGUUGGGCUAAACACUGGGGUUCCAUGGGUUAUGUGCAAGGAAUAUGAUGCCCCAGAUCCUGUGAUAAACACAUGCAAUGGUUUUUAUUGUGAUUAUUUCUCUCCAAACAAACCUUAUAAACCCACAUUAUGGACUGAGGCUUGGACUGGCUGGUUCUCAGAUUUUGGUGGCCCGAAUUACCAAAGGCCAGUGGAGGAUUUAGCAUUUGCAGUUGCCAGAUUCAUUCAAAAGGGUGGCUCCUUUGUCAAUUACUACAUGUACCAUGGAGGUACCAACUUUGGAAGAACAGCUGGAGGACCUUUUAUUACUACGAGCUACGACUAUGAUGCUCCGAUUGAUGAAUAUGGCUUGAUAAGGCAACCUAAGUAUGAUCAUCUGAAAGAACUCCAUAAGGCUGUCAAGUUGUGUGAAAAAGCAUUGCUUAAUUCUGAUCCUAACAUCGUCAUUUUAGGAAGCUACGAAAAGGCACAUGUUUUCUCUUCCGAGUCAGGCGGCUGUGCUGCGUUUCUCUCGAACUAUAAUUUGAGGUCAAAUGCAAAGGUGACAUUCAAUAACAUGCAUUACAACCUUCCGCGUUGGUCCAUUAGUAUCCUUCCAGAUUGCCAAAAUGUUGUUUUCAACACUGCCAAAGUCGGACCUAAAGCAUCUCGAGUCCAAAUGGUGCCAACGAAUGUGAAGAUAGAAUUGUGGGAGACGUUCAACGAAGAUGUACAUUCGGUGGAUGACGAAUCGUCAAUGACCGUAAAGGGUUUAUUGGAACAGUUAAACAUCACAAGGGAUACCAGUGAUUAUCUCUGGUAUACAACCAGUGUACGAAUAAAUUCAUCCGAAUCAUUUCUUCGUAAAGGCACACCUUUGACCCUCAGUAUACAAACAGCAGGGCAUGGCAUUCAUGUAUUCAUCAAUGGACAACUUUCAGGAUCGGCUUUUGGGACUCAACAAAAAAGGAAGUUUUCUUUUACCAAAAACAUCAACCUACACCCUGGAGAGAACAAAAUUUCUAUUCUCAGUAUAGCAGUCGGUUUACCGAAUAUUGGUCCACAUUUCGAGACAUGGAACAUUGGUGUCCAAGGAUCAGUUGUUUUACAUGGGCUAGAUGAAGGAAAAAAGGACUUAACUUGGCAGAAAUGGUCAUACAAGGUUGGCCUUAAAGGAGAAGCCGAUAAUCUCGGUUCUCCGAAUUCUAUCCCAUCGAUUGUUUGGACUCGAGGAUCCUUGGAAACUCUAAAACAUCCAUUAACAUGGUACAAGGCGUUUUUCAAUGCCCCGGGUGGAGACGAUCCCUUAGCAUUGGACAUGAGUGGCAUGGGAAAAGGUCAAGUAUGGAUCAACGGCGAGAGCAUAGGCCGAUAUUGGACUGUAUCGGUUAAUGGUAAUUGCACUGGAUGCAGUUACGUCGGUGCAUUUCGUCAAACGAAAUGUCAUUUCGGUUGUGGCGGUCCAACUCAACAAUGGUACCAUGUUCCAAGGUCCUGGUUGAAACCAACCCGAAAUUCAUUAGUAGUUUUCGAAGAAAUCGGUGGAGAUGCUUCGAAGAUUUCGAUCGUAAAACGAUUGACGACAACUGACAAAUAACGAAACUAUACAACAUUAGGUAUAAUAUAUAAGCUUUGAAUGAUACAAUGCCAUUGACAUAUUUAUCCCAAAUCAAAGGAAAAACAAGGAUGACGAUGAUGACGACGAGGAUGAUGAUGGUGACAUGGUGUGACAUACCAUGCUACUUGUGUGUGUUUCUUUUGUGGGGUUGCUGAAAAUUACAUAUGGAGUUCAUGCUCGUUUAGUGUUUGGAUUCUUUUUUCCUUUUGUACCAGUUUUUUAGGCAACUUUUAUUAGGGGUCUCCUCAUUACUUUUCUAGUUUGGUUAAAAUAUGCCAUAAGUCCCUAUACUCUUCACCAAUUUAGAAUUUAGUCUCUGUAAUUUCAAGUUCAAUUGUUAAAAUUGUUAUUUGUCAAAUAAAAAAAAUUCUCACUUGGGCAA
Gossypium arboreum is the source of this 2803-nucleotide messenger RNA. Its product is annotated as beta-galactosidase 5-like. The transcript is spliced from 17 exons. Gene Ontology annotation, cellular component: cell wall; vacuole. The record is from RefSeq and is a predicted model, not a curated record. Bases 205 to 2400 code for a protein of 731 amino acids. Lineage: Eukaryota; Viridiplantae; Streptophyta; Magnoliopsida; Malvales; Malvaceae. Gene Ontology annotation, biological process: carbohydrate metabolic process. Gene Ontology annotation, molecular function: beta-galactosidase activity.